AUGCACUCCUCGCUCGUGCGGAUACAGAAUGUAUUCGGCUUCUUCACAACUGUGGCCUUCAGCUUGGGCAUGCUGAUCGCAUUGAGCGUUGUCGUGUCGCACCAAAACCCGACGGCAGAGCUCGAGCUGCGCAACGUUCAGGUAGUCAAGGGUCGCCCUCACUACUACAGUACCAAGAAGGAGGAAUACGCACACAUCAAAUUUGACCUAGAGACUGAUCUCACCUCUCUCUUCUCCUGGAACACCAAGCAAGUCUUUGUCUAUGUGGCUGCUACCUUCCCUUCGAAGUCUCCCCUCUCUCCUCCUUCGGAAGCAAUCAUCUGGGACGCCAUCAUCCCAGCCCCCUCGGAACCCUGGCACGAAAACACAUACAUCCACCCUCAAAAGUCUCGCAAGCAGCCCAGCCGCCGCCAGAAUACUGCAGAAGCGGGCUACAAGGCAUAUCCUGAAGGCGCCGCUCCUGGCAUUCUGAAACUCUCCAAUCAAAAGCCAAAGUACCAAAUCACUACUCCCUGGUCCAAGAUUGGUGGAGCCGAAAACUGUACACUGCAGUUGAAGUACAAUGUGCAGCCCUGGGUUGGUGCACUUUACUGGAGCACUCCCAGACCAUUCGGCAUGUGGGAGGGUCUCCAAGGCGCCAUGAGUGAUAUCUUCCAGAUGCCAUUUGUCAAGAACUCUGCCCAGGCUUCCAAGAGCAAAGAGGAGCUCAGGACCGAGACUGGUGGUGAGAGAAACAGAGGUAGCCCCGCUUGA
This is a messenger RNA of Aureobasidium subglaciale EXF-2481, 753 nucleotides long. RefSeq lists its product as uncharacterized. Gene Ontology annotation, biological process: protein targeting to ER. The record is from RefSeq and is a predicted model, not a curated record. The coding region runs from base 1 to 753 and encodes 250 amino acids. The transcript is spliced from 3 exons. Lineage: Eukaryota; Fungi; Ascomycota; Dothideomycetes; Dothideales; Saccotheciaceae. Gene Ontology annotation, cellular component: membrane; signal peptidase complex.